Molecule: messenger RNA, 840 nt
Organism: Jaminaea rosea
Lineage: Eukaryota; Fungi; Basidiomycota; Exobasidiomycetes; Microstromatales
Product: putative QRI8-E2 ubiquitin-conjugating enzyme
Exons: 8
Coding region: 22-540 (172 amino acids)
Cellular component (GO): endoplasmic reticulum; cytosol
Source: RefSeq, a predicted model, not a curated record
CCUCACACUAAGCCAAGCAGCAUGUUCAACUCAUCUCGAUCAGGCAGCGCUGCGGCUACACGUCGGCUGACGCUAGAAUACAAGCAGUUGUCGGCCCCCGACUCCCUCUUCCCAGCAUGUGGACCAAUCGACGAGCGCGACCUUCUCCACUGGGAGGCUCUCGUUCCUGGUCCUGACGACAGUCCAUUCGAAGGAGGAGUCUUCACUGCCAAGCUUACAUUUCCCGCUAGCUACCCCCUCGAGCCCCCCGUCAUGAAGUUCGACCCGCCCAUCUUCCACCCGAAUGUCUAUCCCGACGGCACCGUCUGCAUUAGCAUCCUCCACGCUCCAGGUGAUGACCCGAACAUGUACGAGUCGUCCUCGGAGAGAUGGUCGCCCGUGCAGAGCAUCGAGAAGAUCCUCCUCAGCGUCCUCAGCAUGCUCGCCGAGCCCAACGUCGAAUCCGGAGCCAACAUUGAUGCCUGCAAAAUGUGGCGCGACGACCGCAAAGGCUACGAGGAGGUGGUGCGCAAGUCCGUUCGCGAGCAGCUCGGCUUGUAGUCGGACGAGUGGUGGCCUAAAAUGAUCUCACUAUACCACAGCAGAGAAGCGCCAAGACUACUGUCCUGGCAUCUCUUCAUCUCAGCAUCGCCCAUCCCGCCCGUCCGUCGCCCUGCCUUCGUGCGAGCCCGAAAGGGGAGAGGGAGACGAGCUUCGAAGCACGUCUCUCAGAUGGCGUCGACAACCUUCGAAGCUCGCCUUUUCACUGACUUCUUCUCUGACUCGAUGUACUUCUACCCUUCUUCACAUAUACAUCAGAUCGCUCUCGCGUCCUCAUUCGUGAAAGGUAUCUACAUUAAG